AUGAUCUUGGCGCGGCGUGCAAAUAUCGACAUCAAGCCUGUCCUAAGUAAGGAUGCUGCUAUAAACUACAUUGCCAAGUAUGCGACUAAGGCCGAGCAGCAGGCACCAGACUUCCCAGAACUGUUAUCUGAAAUAGUCAACACCUUAGAUCCCGAAACGACAGCUCAGUCUGCAUGUCAAAAGAUGCUUAACAAGAUGUUGGGAGAAUGGUUGUACUCUGCUCAGGAAACCACUCACCUCUUGUUAAGCAUUCCCCUUGUUCGUAGCUCUUCCGCAUUUCAACUGGUGUACAUUGGUGCCGAGGGUAGCAUGCGAGAACUUGGGGAAGAUGUUGUGGAUGACAGCGGGAACAAUCCAGAUGAUAGUGAUAGAAUGGUAACUGGGAAGUCAUUGUUUCAAUGGAGUUGGGAUGAUGAGAACCAUGAAUUAGAAGAUGAAGAGGACAAGGACGAAGAUAUCCCCAACCCUGACAUUAUCAACAUGACAGAAGAAGAUUGGCAAACAUGGGCACAUCUCCAUCCGAAUGUAUGA
Pleurotus ostreatus (oyster mushroom) is the source of this 531-nucleotide messenger RNA. RefSeq lists its product as uncharacterized. NCBI's taxonomy places the organism in Eukaryota, Fungi, Basidiomycota, Agaricomycetes, Agaricales, Pleurotaceae. The transcript has 3 exons. The coding region runs from base 1 to 531 and encodes 176 amino acids. The record is from RefSeq and is a predicted model, not a curated record.